Messenger RNA from Talaromyces stipitatus ATCC 10500, 1029 nucleotides. RefSeq lists its product as uncharacterized. Gene Ontology annotation, molecular function: oxidoreductase activity. NCBI's taxonomy places the organism in Eukaryota, Fungi, Ascomycota, Eurotiomycetes, Eurotiales, Trichocomaceae. Bases 1 to 987 code for a protein of 328 amino acids. The record is from RefSeq and is a predicted model, not a curated record. The transcript is spliced from 3 exons.
AUGACGGUGACAGUGGGUAUCCUCUCAAUAGGGGACAUGGGAGUGGGAAUUGCACGUUUACUAAACGCGAAUUCGUACCGUGUCGUUACAGUUGGAACUGGGAGGAGUCAAGAUACGCUAGAUCGCAUCCAAGCAGCCUCCAUAGAAGCACUGCCUACAGACCAAGACCUAGUUAUUCAAUCCGAUUACAUUCUCUCCAUUGUGCCGCCGCGGGACUCCCUGGCGACGGCGCGACGGAUCCUGGAAGCGUUGAACUUACCGGAUACGCUCUCCAAGAGGAAGGCUCAACAGCAUGGUGCUUCGGAGAAAGUGUACUUUUUCGAUCUGAAUGCGUCUUCUCCUCGACUUAUGCGGGAGAUUGACGAUUUAUUUUCCAUGCCUUCUGCGACAGGAGAAACGAUUGUCCAGUUUAUAGAUGGAGGUAUCAUAGGCGGACCUCCAUCGUACGACGAGAUCGAUCAAAAAUGGAAGAAGCCUAGUAUCGUCCUCUCCGGCCCUGUGGACGAUCUUCCAUCUUCCUUCCAUACACUACUACAAUCGACACUAAACAUGACACUCGUCGGAACCAAGAUUGGUUCCGCGUCAGCGCUCAAACUCUCCUUUGCAUCACUCACCAAGGGACUAACAGCUUUGUCGUUGUUGUCGUUCACAACCGCGCAAACCGAGGGCGUCCUGGCUCAUCUUUUACAGCAUCUGGAGGACUACUCCCCAAAAACAGGCGCAUUGGCUGCUGCAGGAGUCGUGGGGAUGUCACCCAAGGCGUAUCGAUGGGUUGAGGAGAUGCGGUCUAUAGGUGAGGCGUUUGAUACAGAGGGCCAUUGGGGUAGUCUUGGAGGGAAUGUCUUUGAUUCCUUUGCAGAGGUAUAUAGACGAGUUGCUGAGGAGACGGUGUUGGGGCAGGAAAAGAUUGGGAGACGAGAAAGGGGGAGGUCGGUUGAAGAUGUCGCUGAUAUAUUGGCGCAGGCCAACGCAGCCAUAGAUGGAUAAUUGAAUACGACCCUGAAUAUAAGGUACAUCGAGGUACAUGAC